CAUAAAGAGCAUUAGGAAUACAGCAUAUGGGUUCAUAAGCGGCGUUAAAUCACUCAAAUCAAGAGACUUGGCAUUGAUUAGUUUCGGACCUCUUCAUCGGUUGGCAAGAUAAGUGAUAUAAGGGAUAAUUAAACUACUUAUUUUCUUAUUUAUCUAUUUUUGUUUUUAGUGACAAGCACGUUGACAUGACUAUUUUACACACCCCUUUUAUCUCUCUAAUACAUGAUCAAUGGAACACAAUUGCUAGUGGUUUGAAUCAUUUCUGUGUCCAAGAAAAUGCUGAUAAAAAGGCGAGUAAGGACCCAAAUCCUACUCAACAGUGCAUGUUUUCCGAUAAAGACAUGAUGCAGUUUAGAAUUAUAUACAUCAAUGGGUCGUUAGAUUUGUCAAAUCAUAAUGGGAAGAUAGAUCAGUUGCCCAAUAAAUACAAUAAGAUCGCAGCGAUCCCUGAAAAAGACACGAAUGGUGCCGUACUUGGCUUUGUCCCUGCGGUAGUGGCGGUGGCGGACAAUGUGGAAGAUAUUUUAAAUGACUGGGCGCUUAUACUCAGGGCAGGUCUUCUUGCGGAGAGGCGCACAAACGCAGUUCCGUUCGACGGUAAAGGCAACGGGGAUCAUCAAGCCCGACGGCUUGAGUGGUUUGUUGAAAAGCUGUGGAAGCCCUUGUACGCCGAUGUUCAAGAACAACUCUUUCACAAAAAUGCAAAGGUCGCACACCGGGGUAUAGAAAAGAAAUACCUUCAUCCUGGCAAACUAGCGAAAGGGCCAUUACCUCCAUUGACCAACACCUUUGUUUUGCCGAAACUAGGCAUGGGCACUGAUAUGGUAGUUUCAACUGUCACCAGCGGUGAGGUUUCUCAUAAGGCGAAUUUAUCAAAACUACCGAUGAAUGACCUCAUGUCUGAAGGCAUCCGAUGUAGUGAUACUGUACCGAACGAAAUUGACAAAGCUUACUCGCCAUUUUACGACGUCUACGAUGUGGUAAUUCUGCGGUUAUGGGAUCUAUGGAGUUGGAGAGACCCGCAGCGCACAGCACUUGUUCUCCUUGUGUUGAUGCUUGGCGGAGCCCUUUAUAGAGGCAUCUACUUGUUCAAUAGCGUCGCGACGGGUUUACUGUUAUUCGUCUUACCCAUCCCAUUGACUUGUGAACAGCGGUGUCGGCUUCGUGAGGUCCCAAAAGCAAUUUCUGAAGAAUCUUCCUACGCGUCGUUGUCGUCUGAGUGUACCUUGACACCAGGGGAUCAAAAGGCCAUGGAUGAAGCGCAGAGUUGGGUUAAGGCCUGUAUCGCCUCUGACGCCAACAGGAUGCGACUCUUAGACAAAUUUUUAUCCACGCCAAGAAUCUCACCGAGUCAAGGUACGCAAAAAACGAAACUCGAUUCCUCCUCCAGCCUCAAAGUCGCUCAAGGGGGUGUCAAGUUGCCAUAUCUGCAGGAAAUAAACCAACGGAUCGGACUUCCCCCACAAAAUAUAGUACCCAUUCAGAAACUUCUGCAUAGUUAUUUAGGAAAAAUUUGCAUGGUUUACGUGCUGGUGCAACUUAUAAUUACAAUAACUUUCCCUUAUUACUCCAUCUGCCUCACACUUGAUAUGUUAAUCGUACCAGUGGUCGGCGUUUCGAUGCUGAUCACCGGUCUUGGACAACUCCAUUCGGUAUUUAUCACGACGUUGAAGAAGGUUUACAAACAAGCGCAAAUUAACGUGCAUCGGCCGAGUCUUAUGAAAGUAGAAAAACGGAUUGUGAGUCAGGAGAGCAGCUCAGUUGGGGCAUCUUGCGCGAACAAGGCAUCCGAUUCAACUUCAACGCCCUUACGAACGAUCGCUAAGUUUUCACCAUUGGGGACGCCACCGGAAAAGGAGUACUCUUCUAAAAAAAAAAAGCCGGACCACUUGCGGAGACUAGCCUCAGAAGUAGAGACCAAACACAUGUAUACUCACUGCCCGCCCUAA
This is a messenger RNA of Phytomonas sp. Hart1, 1949 nucleotides long. The record is from the annotation of a GenBank genome assembly. NCBI's taxonomy places the organism in Eukaryota, Euglenozoa, Kinetoplastea, Trypanosomatida, Trypanosomatidae.